Molecule: messenger RNA, 1896 nt
Organism: Durusdinium trenchii
Lineage: Eukaryota; Dinophyceae; Suessiales; Symbiodiniaceae
Source: the annotation of a GenBank genome assembly
AUGGUCAACGGUUAUGAUGUAGCCUCCAAGGGGCAGGCUAUCUCAGAGCUAGGGUGGGACUUACAAAAAGUGAGACAAUCUGUGGCAAUGGAACUUCCUGUGGACCAGGCCAAGAGACAAACCAUUGUCAAGGCCAACUUGACCCUGGCAGAACAAUCCGAUGGCAUAUUAUGCAGACCUUUUGGGCAAGAAAGAUUUUGCUCUUUAUCCUCCAGCCACACAACCUGUUUCUUGCGCAGCCUAGAAGCAGGAUGUGAGGUCAUGCCUGGCAAAGCUUCAGUUGAACAGCUGGUGGCCAAGGGUGACGACCUGGGAAAAAUGAUGUUUCAAGGAUGGCAGUGGACCAUUAUCAGUUGCAAGGUUGAUGAGGAAGUCCCCAAUUUAGCAACCAUGCUACAGCAGGCAUACAACAGCGAUCUUUCCAUUGGCAAACCUCCAAGUGAGUUGGAGGUAAUGAUGACAAUAGCUCAUACAUAUGGUUUCCAAGCUGCUGGCAGCAAGGACCUCAAGAAGGCAAUUGGUCAGGCAGCUGCUAGCUGUCCACCCUGCAAGCCUUACAUAAAGACCAUCGGCGAUUUUGUUGCAAGCUAUGCAGGAGGAGAGGACUUCAAACUACUCAAGUACUUGGACUUGAUUGGACGAUCAUAUGGAGCCUCUGUGAUGCUUGGAGAAGAAUUCUGUAGCCUUGUGGCCUAUACAGACUGGAAGCUGCCAACCACAACACUGCCAUUCAUGAGAGUUGCCAUGUGUGCAGCUCAAAUCACAGCACCCAAGCAGCAGUGCAAGGAUGGAUUCUCCAGAAUGAUCACCAAAGGAGAUUUUGACAAGUUGAAGCAAAAAAAACACCUGCCUAAGUUGGAGCAGGCAGAGCAGCUGAUGUGUGCAGCCUGGGAGGCUGUGGAGAAAUCUGGCUUCCCCAUGGCAAAGACUGCCAAAGUCUUUGGCAAAUUUCAGAUACGAUUGGUCCUCCACCUCCUGGACAAGGAAGUCAAGGGAAGGGAAGGAACCAAGUAUGAAUCUUUUGAAGAUAUCAAGAACCGGUUUGAGGAUGACUUGUUGCAGGCUGACAAGGAGACUGCAGCUGUCUCUGCACCUGAAGCCAAGGCUGUGUCCUCACAAAGUGUCAAGUCUUUGAUGGAUGCCAAAGAUACACAAGCCAUUGCUUUGGCAGCGCACAAGCACAUUCAGCUGGGGAAGCUCUAUGUGCACAAGAAAGAGAAGGAGGAAACCAAGGUGUGGAAGCUCACUGGCUUCAUCGAUGGUGGUGCCAAGUUUGUCCACAAGCCCUUCUUCAGAGCAGCUGAAGAGAUCACUGUGUUGCACAGUGAUUGGAAUGAUUGGAAAGAAUACAAGAAACCUGAGCCUGAGCUGGUUUCUCAUGAAGUCAGUGGUGCUUUGCUACCUUGUUCCUCCAAGGGCUUGGAUGAUGAGAUGGCCAGAGCUCAAGCACAGUGGGAAAUCUAUGAGAAAUGCAAAGAGCUGGGCGAUCCAAGUGUUCUGGUCUCCAACCAGGGCCAAGUGUUUGCAAGUCAAAAGGUUGCCAAAGGAAAGCUAUGUUUGCUUCCAAUGGGCAGCUUGCAAUUGGUGGAGGAGAGUAAGCUCAUGAAGGGCCAAGUCUACAUAAAGUGUGGCAACUUGGGCAGCCAUCAUGUCUAUGUGAUUCAUGCCUUCAAGUGCGACUUUACCAAGGAGACUGGGAUCUUCAGCCCUUUCUGGUUUGUGAAGCAAGCUACAAAUGAUGAGGAGGGCACUAUGGCAAAGCAGAUGGUGAAGCAUGGGAGUUUGCAGAUUCCAUGUUAUGUGAACAAGAAGCAGGUGGAGAAGGGCACUCGGUUGUUUCUGGAUCCUCCAGAGCCUGACACCACUGCCUCCAAGAAAAGGAAGGUAGUGAAGUAG